AUGGUGAACAUCACGGAAAAGAUUAAGGAGAUUGAAGAUGAAAUGCGUAGGACGCAGAAGAAUAAGAACACAGAAUACCAUUUGGGUCUUCUUAAAGGAAAACUCGCCCGAUUAAGAGCCCAACUGCUUGAACCUACUGGCGGUGCUGGCGGUGGCGGGGCAGGUUUCGAUGUCAGCAAGAGUGGUGAUGCCCGUGUUGCACUGGUCGGAUUUCCAUCUGUUGGUAAAUCCACCUUCCUGAACAAGAUCACCAAGACGAAGAGUGAAGCGGCCGCAUACUCGUUCACUACUCUUACUGCUAUUCCUGGUGUGUUGGAGUAUGGCGGUGCCGAGAUCCAGAUUCUUGAUCUUCCUGGUAUCAUUGAGGGUGCCUCUGAGGGUAAGGGACGAGGGAGACAGGUCAUUUCUGCCGCUAAGACCAGCGAUUUGAUAUUGAUGGUUCUGGAUGCUACCAAGAAGGCAGAGCAGCGUGCCUUACUCGAGGCUGAAUUAGAUGCUGUUGGUAUCCGCCUCAACAAAGAGCCUCCAAACAUUUAUCUUAAAGCAAAGAAAGCAGGCGGAAUGAAAAUUACUUUUUCAUCACCACCAAAGAACCUAGACGAAAAGAUGAUUUACCACGUCUUGCGAGACUACAAGAUUCUGAACUGCGAGGUCCUAGUCCGAGACGAGAACGCUACAAUCGAUGACUUCAUCGACGUGAUCAUGAAAGAUCACAGAAAAUAUAUCCCUUGUCUAUACGUUUACAACAAAGUCGACAGCGUCAGCAUCGAAUUCCUCGACCAACUAGCCCGUGAACCACAUACUGCUGUAAUGAGUUGCGAGCUAGACCUCGCCGUACAAGACGUCGUUGAACGUAUCUGGAAAGAACUACGCUUGAUGCGGGUGUACACGAAACGAAAGGGAAUUGAGCCUGAUUUUAGUGAAGCAUUGAUUGUUCGGAACAAUUCUACUAUUGAGGAUGUUUGUGACCAGGUCCAUCGGACGCUGAAGGAGACAUUCAAAUAUGCGUUGGUUUGGGGUGCGAGCGCGAGGCAUGUUCCGCAGCGGGUUGGGUUGGGUCAUGUUGUUGCUGAUGAGGAUGUGGUUUCGAUUGUGGCAAAGUAA
Aspergillus puulaauensis is the source of this 1104-nucleotide messenger RNA. It is a transcript of the gene RBG2, whose product is annotated as putative GTP binding protein (Gtp1). NCBI's taxonomy places the organism in Eukaryota, Fungi, Ascomycota, Eurotiomycetes, Eurotiales, Aspergillaceae. Bases 1 to 1104 code for a protein of 367 amino acids. Gene Ontology annotation, biological process: cytoplasmic translation. The transcript has 10 exons. Gene Ontology annotation, molecular function: GTP binding; GTPase activity. Gene Ontology annotation, cellular component: cytoplasm. The record is from RefSeq and is a predicted model, not a curated record.